Molecule: messenger RNA, 1191 nt
Organism: Trichoderma harzianum CBS 226.95
Lineage: Eukaryota; Fungi; Ascomycota; Sordariomycetes; Hypocreales; Hypocreaceae
Exons: 2
Coding region: 254-1072 (272 amino acids)
Molecular function (GO): protein binding
Source: RefSeq, a predicted model, not a curated record
AAGAAACUCAGCGCUGUGCUACAAUGUCAUCAAAUGAAAUUGCUUCCGGGAAUUUUAUUUCUGCCGCCAACAAAUAGGUAUCAAGACCAGAUGCUAUUGUUCAAGUUGCGGGGUAAUGUAGGCGGCAAACAGGCGGCUUCCAUGGAGCAAGAUUCUCAGGAAGCGCCUCCUCUAUCGAGACCAUGAUACACCCAUACUUUAUAUAGUAAUGUAGGCUAUAUACACAACCAUACAGACAUCACAUAUACAAGCCAUGAAUUCCAUACCCCCAGACGUCAUUGCAUCUUCCGUUCCCUUCCGAUUCCUCGUUGGGCCCAAUGAGCGAGAAUUCACCAUACACUCUGCCCUCUUUACGUGCCAGUCUCCCGUCCUUGAGAGAUUGGCAAACGGAAACUUUGCCGAAGCCACUGAUAAAUGUGUCAAAUGGACAUCUGUGGAUGAGGACACUUUUAUCAGAUUUUGGCAAUACACCUACACGGGGAAAUACACCGCUGCUCCUCCAGUAACCGUUACAAUUGAACCGAAACCCAAAGCCACUCCUGAACCAACACCACUACGCAUACAACCACCGAUGCCGGCUUUGUUCGAUUCUUUGCCCCCUCCCAAGAUUGUGACACCAGAAGAGCUAAAACGCAAGGCCCUGUGGAAUGCAUUUCUAAAACAGCGUUCCUCUGACCCUAUGGCCAUGUUCUACGCUCCUGGUUUCAUCCGACUUACCGGUGCCACAAACAAUCCCGUGAAUGAAGAUUAUACAAAUACCUUUCUCUCAUAUGCACGACUCUUUACUUUUGCAGAGUGUUACGGUAUUACAGCGCUAAUGACACGCUCUCUCAUUGAUCUACAUGGGACAUUGGAGAGAUUUACGUUGCACAAUGAGAGGGUCAAUGAUAUAGUCGCGCUGGUAGAUUACUGCUAUGAGAAUAUGGCUCCGGAACCGCUCAGGGAUCUAGUCACUCUGUACGCAGCCUGUAAAAUUGACAAGUUAUGGAAGAGUGAGAAAUUCUGUGCGCUUGUGGAGGCGCAUAGUGAACUAUCGAUGGCUUUGCUGGGAUUGAUGGUGAAUGAGUUAUAGACUAAAAACAUUCAUGCUAUUAUGCUCUUGUUAUGUGCAUUAUUAUGCUAGAAGUGGUCAAUAUGGAAUAUACAACGUGGAAAUGAGAUGAUAGUUUCUAUACUAUCUGGGUUGCACUG